Messenger RNA from Populus euphratica (Euphrates poplar), 3713 nucleotides. RefSeq names its product C2 calcium/lipid-binding and GRAM domain containing protein. The record is from RefSeq and is a predicted model, not a curated record. Bases 353 to 3454 code for a protein of 1033 amino acids. The transcript is spliced from 9 exons. NCBI's taxonomy places the organism in Eukaryota, Viridiplantae, Streptophyta, Magnoliopsida, Malpighiales, Salicaceae.
UCGAAAAGUUUGAGGAAGCACCAGAGGACAACAAAGCGGAGAUAACCGUUUACGCAAAGGCUAAAGAAUGGCUCGUCAUCGUCAUUGAAUUCCAAACCAACCGCCUCUUAAAUUUCUGCUUCCAAUUUCCAACAUGUCCUCUUUCAAUAUUUUAACAGUUAAAUCAUCUCGUGUCAUAUAUCUCCCAUGUCCACGUUUCCCUCAGCCCCAAACCAAAUGCCAUCUUCACAAUAUUCCUCCUCUUUUUAAUACUAAUCUCGCACCGAAAAUCUUAAACUCAAAUCUCUUCAAAUCCCAUUUCAGCUCUCCACUCUCAAAGUAGGAUUGGACUUUUAAUUAUAGCCAGCCAACCAUGAGGUUAUAUGUUUAUGUCUUGCAAGGCAAAGACUUGGCUGUGAAGGACACUUACUUUAUACUUCAAGUUGGUAAGCACAAGUCCAAGACUAGAGUUUUCAGAAACAACUCAAAUCCUGUAUGGAAUGAGGAGUUUGUUUUCAGGGUUAAUGGUAAUAAUGAUCAGCAAGAGUUGGUUGUCUCUGUCUUUAAUCAUGAUGAUGAUGAUGAUUUUGGCAGCUUCUUUAAUGGCUCUGGGGAUUUAGUGGGUCGGGUUCAGAUUCCUGUUUGGUCUGUUGCAGCAGAGCAGAAUCAGACCUUGCCACCUACUUGGUUCUCGCUUGAAAAGCCCAUGACUGGCAAGUUUAUCAAUAUGGAUUGUGGGAAAAUUCUUCUCAGUCUCUCCCUGACCAGAAAAUGCGACAAAUCUUCUACUAACCACUUUGUUUAUGCAAACACAAAUGUUAACGAGGACUGUAAAGAAUCUGAAGGCCCAUGCAUAUCAUCUCAUGGCCUGCAUGGCUGUAAAGCUCCACGUAUCAAGAUAGCAGAAGGGAAGAAGUUAAUGAAGACCAUCAUGAGUCGUUUGGAGAGGGUUUUCAAUAAGCACGAGGAAAAUUCAAGAACUGAUGAUUCUUCAGAGUUAACUAGUGCUUCUUCUGAUUGUGAGGAUUGUGAUCAUUCAUCAAGUUGUAGUUUCGUAGAAGGAUUGGAGAUCAUGAGUUCAAGAGAUAAUGAACAAGAAAUGCCUGAAAACCUCCAGGGUGGUGUUCUUCUUGAUAAAAUAUAUGUUGUCCCGUCGUCGGAUCUCAAUAUGUUUCUUUUUGCACCCAAUUCACAGUUUAGGAAGGACCUGGAAGAGCUGCAGGGAACAACAGAUGCUGAAGAGGGGCCUUGGACAUGGAAAUCAGCAAAUAUGUCUUAUUUAACGCGAAUUGUUUCCUAUACAAAAGCUGCAACAAAGUUAGUUAAGUCCGUUAAAGCUACCGAGGAGCAAACCUAUAAAAACGCAGAUGGAAAGGAAUUUGCAGUAUUGACAAAUGUUAGCACUCCAGAAGUUCCAUAUGGAAAUACAUUCAACAUUGAGUUGCUAUACAAGAUACUGCCUGGUCCAGAAAUAUCUUCAGGAGAAGCAUCUUCCCACCUUUUAAUAUCAUGGGGAAUUAAUUUCUGUAAAAGCACAAUGAUGAAAGGUAUGAUUGAAGGUGGAGCAAGGCAGGGACUGAAGGAGAGUUUUGAUCAGUUUGCCAACUUGUUGGCUCAGAAUUUUAAGACCAUGGAUUCUAUGGAUUCAUCAAACAAGGACCAUAUGCUGGCAAAGUUGGAAGCAGCACACCAGUCAGAAUGGCAAUUGGCAUCAGAUUACUUCUGGAAUUUUACAGCUGUGUCCGCCAUUUUUAUGAUUUUAUACGUAGUUGUGCAUAUUGUUUUCUGUGAGCCAAGCAGAGUCCAAGGUUUGGAAUUUAAUGGUCUUGAUUUACCAGACAGUUUUGGACAGCUCAUCACUUCUGCAAUUUUAGUCAUUCAAUUGGAACGAGUUUGUAACAUGAUGAAACACUUCAUACAAGCUAGGCUUCAAAGAGGCAAUGACCACGGUGUCAGAGCCCAAGGUGAAGGAUGGGUUCUUACUGUGGCAUUAGUUGAAGGCACCAAUUUACCAUCCUUGGAUUCGACAGGGUUGUCAGAUCCUUAUGUAGUGUUAACCUGUAAUGGUAAAACAAGAACAAGUUCUAUACAGCUUCAUUCGAGUGAUCCCCAAUGGAAUGAAAUACAAGAGUUUGAUGCAAUGGAUGAACCACCCUCAGUUCUAGAUGUGGAAGUUUUUGAUUUUGACGGUCCAUUUGACCAGGCCACCUCACUUGGGCAUGCUGAGAUAAUGUUUUUGAAGCACACAUCAACUGAACUAGCAGACAUGUGGAUUCCCCUUGAGGGAAAGCUCUCGCAGUCUUCUCAAUCAAAGCUACACUUGCGAAUAUUUAUAGAUAACGACAAAGGUGUUGAAACUGUAAUGGGGUACUUAACAAAGAUGGAGAAGGAAGUCGGGAAGAAGUUGAACUUACCAUCACCUCACAGGAAUUCGACUUUCCAGAAAUUGUUUGGGUUGCCACCAGAAGAAUAUCUCAUCAAUCAUUUUACAUGCCACCUGAAGAGGAAAAUGCCUUUGCAGGGAAGGCUUUUUCUGUCUGCAAGAAUUCUUGGUUUUUAUGCCAAUUUGUUUGGAAAUAAAACAAAAUUCUUCUUUCUCUUGGAGGAUAUCGAAGACAUCCAAGUGCAUCCUCCAUCACUAUCAUCCGUGGGUAGUCCUUUUCUGGUCAUAAUUCUGCGAAAGGGAAGAGGUCUUCAUGCAAGACGUUGGGCGAAAUCACAGGAUGAAGAAGGCAGGCUAAGAUACCACUUCCAAUCAUUUAUUUCAUUCAACAUUGCUAGCAGGACAAUCAUGGCCUUGUGGAAAACAAAAACAAUGAUCCCUGAGCAUAAAGCACAACUUGCUGAAGAACAGCCUCAAGAUGAAGAAAAACGGUCCAUCAUGCUUGAAGACUAUGGAUGCUUUGUGAGUGCUGAAGAAGUAAAGAUGCCCAAGAUUUUCUCUGCUGAACUUCCUAUUAGUGUAGAAUCACUGAUGGAAAUGUUUGAUGGAGGAAAGAUGGAGCACGAAAUCAUGGAAAAAUCUGGACGUCUUAGCUAUGCAACUACAGCAUGGGAGUCAGUAAAGCCUGGAGUUUUUGAACGGCAAAUCACGUACAGAUUCAAACACCAUAUUUCAAUCUUUGGAGGGGAAGUCACCUGCACACAACAUAAAUCUCCGCUUGAAAAUGAUAAAGGGUGGACUGUUAAUGAGCUCACGGUGAUGCAUGAUGUCCCAUUUGCUGACUACUUCCAUGUCAAUCUUCGGUACCAGAUUGAGAAAUCCUCCCUUGCUCAUGGUGCAUGUAAGUGUGGUGUUCAUGUUGGGAUCACCUGGUUGAAAAGCACCAAGUUCCAACAAAGAAUCACUCGAAACAUAAGUGAUAAAUUCACACAGAUAAUAAAGGAGGUAUUUGAAUUGAUCAAGAGGGAGAAACUUUUUGCAAAUCAUGAUCAACAUCCCAUUCGACACGAAGAUGCUACAAUGCAUAUUUGAUGCUAUAUAUCUUUCUUUCUUUUUCUUAAUGUCUUUCAACUAGCACCAAAUUCAAGUUGGCAAAAGAUGGACCUUGGGUCAUCAAACAUGUUACGGAUAUAAAUAGGAUUAAGGGCAUAUUCAAUCCCUCUAGAGCCAAGGACAUGUCUAAUCCAAAACAAGUAUUAUUAAUACGAAAUCCUAGAGUAUGAUGCGUCUUUGUACUUCAUUAAUUAGUUUUUUACGUAAGGUUUUAUAUCAAGUAAUAAGCAUGCUUUAU